Molecule: messenger RNA, 528 nt
Organism: Babjeviella inositovora NRRL Y-12698
Lineage: Eukaryota; Fungi; Ascomycota; Pichiomycetes; Serinales
Gene: MED19
Product: Med19p
Exons: 1
Coding region: 1-528 (175 amino acids)
Biological process (GO): regulation of transcription by RNA polymerase II
Cellular component (GO): core mediator complex; mediator complex
Molecular function (GO): transcription coregulator activity
Source: RefSeq, a predicted model, not a curated record
AUGCCUUCCGAAGAGCCUUUUGUUCCGUCGGACAAGACACAUGACUACCAUUUGGUUUCGUCGUUCGUUAUCAAGCCGACAGCUCCGCUGCUCAACCAGGACCUCUUGUCUUUGUACUCCUUGACGGACUUGGCAGAUUCUGUUGCUCGAUUCAAUGCCGAUGGAUCAAAGGGAGUCAAGUUGAGGAAGUCGUAUAAGGGACAUGUGAUGGAUCUCCCGGGGAAACACCAGAUCCCCAAGGAGCGCAACUUAUCUGGGAUUAUUUUCCAACCAACCAAGGUGGAACAAGGCAUGCCACCGGUUGUGAUUAAGAAGUUCAGUGCUGAAGAAGGACAAAAGACCUUGCUAAGGGCGCUACAGUUCCAGAAAACAAACGCUCAUGAGGGUAUUCCGGGCUUCGAUGUGGCUGAAUUGGCGAUGGACGAUAGCAUGCUGAAUGGAGUUGGUGUCGCGGGCAUGGAUAGCGACUUGAAGAAGAGAAAGAAGCUUGGAGGGUACCCUGAAGAGAGUAAGAGAGUGCAUGUUUGA